AUGCUUAAAAAAGCUUUUGUGGAAACUGCGAAUAAAUUAAAACUAGAGCUUCAAAAAACAGACUAUGUAGCUGUUACGUUUGAUGCUUGGACAUCUUUAGCUACUGAGUCAUACUUGACAGUAACAUGUCACUAUAUUGAUUAUGCCUGGUGUUUAAAAUCAGCUCUUUUAUCUACAAAGCCACUGAAUGAAAUAAGUCACACUGCAGAAAAUUUAUCAAAGGCUCUAAAUGAAAUUUUUAUUGAAUGGCAAAACGAUAAUAAAAUAGUGUGCAUUGUGACGGAUAACGCAGCUAAUAUGAUAAAAACAUGCAGUAUUUUACAAAAACGGCAUAUGCCUUGCUUUGCACAUUUAAUAAAUUUGGUAGUGCAGGAUAGUUUACCAUGUGUAGAGAACAUUUUAAAAAAAUUCAAGAGUACAGUUACUUAUUUUAAAAGUAGCUAUGUGGCUAUGGAAACCUUCAAAAAGGAACAGAAUACUAAUGAAGGAAGUGCUCCUUUAAAGUUGUUGCAGGAAGUUCCUACUAGGUGGAACAGUAGUUUCUACAUGAUUCAACGAAUCAAUCAAACUAGUGAGGCCCUUAAUAGAGCCUUAUUGCAGCUAAAAAAGGCUCCUGCGCCUCUUUCAUUAGAAGGGUGCUGCAUUCUUAAAGAAAUAGAGAAAGUACUUCUUUGUUUUGAGGAGUUAAAAACAGAAGAAGGAAAAACAUUUUGUACAAAUUUAAUAGAUGCUGUAAAGACAAGUUUAUUUCCAUACGAAAUUCGAACAGUUAAUAAUUUCUAUGCACAGGCGUUGCUGAAUCAUGCAAGAGUGACUGCUGCCGAAGUACAAUACUCAGGAGAAUAUGAUGAAGAACAUUUCGAAACCAAAGCCGAAACCGAGGCCGAAACUAUUGCAGAUAAGAAUGCUUCAAAUUUGGUUAAAACGGAAGUCACAACAGUGGCAACUCUCCAGAAAACUGUUAGCUCUGCUGCGAGCUCUGCAGAUAAGGAAUUAAGAUCACCAUGGACAGGAAGUGAUAUUUUGAAACUAAUAAUUUUAUAUGGAGAAAAUCAAGAGUCUUUUAAGUCAACAGUAAUCAGAAAAAGAUCGGUUUUGGAAUAUGAUUGA
Psylliodes chrysocephalus is the source of this 1110-nucleotide messenger RNA. Lineage: Eukaryota; Metazoa; Arthropoda; Insecta; Coleoptera; Chrysomelidae. The record is from the annotation of a GenBank genome assembly.